AGCCUGCAAAAAUCAAUCAAGGUAAUCGUAAUUUGAAUUUCCAGCUUCACAGCUAUUAUCCUGGUUCAAACUGCUUAUCAAGUCCAAGAGAUCAAGAAAGAUGUCGCAGGUCACCGCCUCAGGGCGGACGGCGAAGGACAAUUUGAAUACGUCUAUUUCCAACACCUAUUACGCCACAGAUCUUCACCAGCAGAGUCACUACAAUGCAAAUUCGAUUCGUAGUGGCGGACCCCUGGAACAGCACUGGUACGAAUCCAGAUCCGCAUUUGGAUGCGGUAAACUCCCAGGUCCUCAUGGGAAUCCGCAUUUAGUGCGCCCUAAACCUGCACCAGUUCCGAAACCGCCAAGCAAUCCGGAGAGGGAUAGUCAGGCGUAUCUGAAGGGGCUGUACGAUUUCAAGGUAUUGAUUGUUAAGGGUAGGUUAAAGGUGCUUUUCUUACCGCUUUUCAUGCCUCUCCUAAGGGAGAAAGGCAUAACAAGCGGGGAAAGCGAGCACCAAAAACCUACCUCUAAGAUUGUUCUUAAUGUUUUGACGAGUUGUGAAGUUGAAGUGCCUUUUCACGUAAACGUAGUCGUAGAAUUUCCGUCAGUCGUAGAAUGUUCAUGGCCUCGUCCACAAUUUCCGUCACCAAUCACAGUCAUCAAAAUCCAUCUCCCACCACCUCACGCAGAUGAACGAAUGGCAAGAGAAGACAGCUGCCGCUGAGCCGCGUUGUAGUGCUAUGUGGAGUGGGGCUAGCGUCUAUCCUGGUCCACGCGGCAACCCAGGGGCCUAUGAGCCUUAUCCUCCGGGGACAGUAGUCUCAAAUCCGCGUCCCACGGCGGAUGGAAAUCUCUUAUGGCAUCAAGAAAUCAUCUUAUAACUCGUGAACAUACAAACAUACAAUCCAAUAGAAACUCCAAAAAAACAACCGGUUACAGUUUUCACGUCUAAAAAUCUAAGCUUAUCCCGUGCAACAAUAGAGACGACAUUGACUACAACAUCCUGGAAAGCUUAGUCUUUUGAUAAAGACGAAGACCACACCCAAAGAAAGAGGUCGACCAACAGGAUGUAUAUGUUUCAAGUUUCAUUUGGAUCUACUAAGUAGUGUUAAAAAGGAUCUCUAAUACCCUCAGUCUUGUACCGUAAUCAGCAACGGGUUUACGAAUCCUUGGCCAUGGAUAAGCAAAGACAGACGGAUCGCGCAAUGACAGGCCGAAUCUUCAACCAGGCUUUUCAGGAAAGGAUAGCACCGCAUGAGCGUGACGGAACACGGGAGUUUUAUGGAGGGUUGCGAUGA
Molecule: messenger RNA, 1280 nt
Organism: Amoebophrya sp. A25
Lineage: Eukaryota; Dinophyceae; Syndiniales; Amoebophryaceae
Source: the annotation of a GenBank genome assembly